CAGUUGAUUUCCCCUCGUGCCUGUCGGUGCUGGCUCAAACAAAAUGGACCCGGACUUGACCUUCCGCUCUCGUCGGUCUCCCGUGGUGUGUCUACGCGGCUGUGUGGCGUCCAGUCAGCCGCUGGCUUCCGCUGCAGGACUGGGUGAGUGGGGCCAAGGAGCCCGGAGGAUGGACGAGCUCCAGGAAAAGAUCCAGGAAAAAGUUUCUCAGUGUUUCCAAACACAAAAUGACAGUUUUUACAUUCGGAAGUGAACACAUGGAAACAUCGUUCUCUCACCAAAACAAACUGGAGAAGCCACAAAUAAAGUUUGGUUGAAUGAUUUGGUCACAUGAGAAACGCAUGGAACCAGUGUUACACAACCCUGGUGCACAUGAUUCUAGAUGUCCUGAAGCGUGGUGGCAAUGCGGCAGAUGCUGCAGUUGCCAUAGCAGCGGCCCUGGCGGUAACGGAGCCGUGCAGCACCGGUCUUGGUGGAGACGCCUUCUGCUUGUUCUUCAACGGAAACACUGGAGAGAUCCGAGGAAUUAACGGCAGUGGUCGUUCGCCCCGAGCUCUGACCCUGGAGUUCCUGGAAGGCCGCGGUUACACGGCAGAGGCCCCUCCUUCCCCGUUUGAUGUGCUGAAUGUCACAGUUCCUGGGGCCCCUGCGUGUUGGUGUGACACCGUACAGCUCUUUGGUAGUCACAAGCUGUCCUUUCAGGAGGUGCUGAGCGGAGCGGUGGAGCUCGCAGAGGUGGGGUUUCCUGUUGCCGAGGUAACAGCUCACCACUGGGCCAAAUGGGUGGCCGCUCUGAGAGAUGAUGGGAAGGAACUAGGUGGGGACCUGCUAAUUGACAGUCAUGCUCCGAAAUGUGGCCAAGUAUUCAGAAACCACGCCCUGGCCAAGACGCUGAAGGAGCUGGGUGAACGGGGGAAACCAGCGUUCUACCAGGGCAGAGUGGCCCGAGCCAUCGUUGAUGUCAUCAGCCAACAUGGAGGAGUCAUGACUCUGGAUGAUGUCAGCAGCCACGACAGUGAAAUCAUCACUCCGAUAAGCACAGAGUACAAGGGCGUGUGCCUGUGGGAGCCCCCACCCAACAGUCAGGGACUGGCUGCCCUGCUGCUGCUCAACAUCCUGGAGAACUUCCCUCUCAAAGCUAUGGGCCACAACAGCUCGGACUACAUCCAUGUUUUGGUGGAGGCUGUGCGUCUGGCACUAACUGAUGCUCUGCGUUACCUGGGCGAUCCAGACCAUGUGACCAUCCCUCUGGAAGCCUUACUGGAGAAGAGCUACAGCCAUGAGCGAGCGCAGCACAUCCGCAUGGACAGGGCCAUGGAGGGAUUGGAGCCGGGCCUGACGACAGGAAGUGACACAGUCUAUUUCUGUGUGAUGGACAGGGAGGGGAAUGCCUGCUCAUUCGUUAACAGCAACUAUAUGGGCUUUGGGACUGGGCUCAUCCCAGAGGAUUGUGGGUUCUCCCUACAGAAUCGCGGUGCCAGCUUUUCUCUGCGUCGUAACCACGUCAACUGUGUCGCCGGGGGGAAGCGGCCGUACCACACCAUAAUGGCUGCACUCCUCACUGCCUCUGCAACCAAAUCACAAAAACCACAACUCCUCGCUGCACUCGGGGUGAUGGGGGCUUUGAUGCAAACACAGGGACACGUCCAGGUGUUGCUGAACAUGCUGGAGUUCGGGAUGAAUCCACAACAAGCACUGGACGCACCGAGAGUCUACGUAGAAUAUGACCAAAAAACUGAUGAGUGGCUGGUUCAUCUGGAGGAGGGGGUCGACCAGGAAGUAGCUGACGAGCUGAAAAGACGAGGCCAAAAAGUCAAGUGGCCAGUCACAGGCCACAGGAGGUCUCAGUUUGGGCGGGGACAGAUCAUCACAGUGGGGGAUUGGUGGAAUCCAUCUGUCACUCAAGCCGAGCGUCCGACCCGGGUGCUGUGGGCGGGAUCAGACCCCCGAGCUGACGGAUGUGCUCAGGGAUACUAGACACAUGUACUGACCCGAUCCACUCCAGAAUGUGAUGGACUUUUCAUCCAUGAAAUUCCAUGGAAAUCGGUUCUGUAGUUUUUGAGUAAUCCAUCGUUACUAAUAAUAAUUAAUAAUCAGACAAACCGUUCAAAUCUCUACACACGAGAUGUAGAGAGGAUGUUUUUUCACUUCCUCAGUCAGAUGAUUGAUAUUAUUACCAAAUGUAACUUGAUAAUGAUUCAGGUUUAUAAAACUGUCCUAGUGCCUCAUUUCAUCAUGUUCUUGUUUUGGACUGAAAUCGAUUUGUUUCUGUUUCUUUAUAGUUUUUACUGAAUUUUAUAAUGAAACUAAGGUUAAAUCCCUUAAAAACAUAAUGUGAAUAAGUGUCACGUUACUUUUUUCUAUUUUCCUACACUUUAGAAUGAAGUGUAAGUGUUUCUGCAGUUUGUGAAGAUUUAACAGUCAAUAUUUCAAAUGAUCUUUGGUGCUAGAUGAAAUGAAAAUGACUUUUUUAGACAUGUUUGCAAAUGACAAUAAAAUGUUUAUUUCCUCUCAAGCAAUGCUUAGUACUAACAAUCAUGGAGCUAGUACAGUGUACAUUUACUCCAGUACUGGACUAAAGUACACGUUUGAGGUACUUGUGUACACGUUUGAGGUACUUGUACUUCUACUCCACUACCUCUCAGAAGGACAUGUUGUACUUUUUACUCCACUACAUUUGUCUGACAGCUUGAAUUACUUUUCAGAUGUCGGUGUAAACCACGUGUCUCUAGAUGUGUUGAUGUACAAUGUUCUUUGAUAAACUGAAGGAUGAACUGUU
Messenger RNA from Hippoglossus stenolepis (Pacific halibut), 2779 nucleotides. RefSeq names its product glutathione hydrolase-like YwrD proenzyme. NCBI's taxonomy places the organism in Eukaryota, Metazoa, Chordata, Actinopteri, Pleuronectiformes, Pleuronectidae. The coding region runs from base 331 to 1977 and encodes 548 amino acids. The transcript is spliced from 12 exons. The record is from RefSeq and is a predicted model, not a curated record.